CCCAACGGCCGCCGCGGGACGAUUCGAACACGGCGGCGGAGCGCGCGGCGCGGGACUGCGGUCGGAAUCGGCGCGGCCUCAGGGAGAGGGAGGGCUUCUGUGUGGGUAGGCGGGCGUGUUUGGGAACGCGACCCCUGGGUCUAUGAAGAUUUCCUUCUGUGGAAGCGUUAGCAAGGAGGAACAAGACCACAAUGAAACGUGAAGCAUUUUUACAAGCUGUGUCUAAACAGUCAGUUGAGGACUUCUUGCGUUUUACUCAAAUAUCUAAAGAUACAUUUGAUCCUUUCAACCUGAAUGAAUUACUUCAAGAAUUGUCAAGAAAACAAAAAGAAGUACUAUGGGAGAGACUGAGACACCUAUUGAAAGAGACCUUGAUGGAGAAACCUGUGGAAACAUGGCAAAGGGUAGAAGAUGCUGAUAAUAAUGAUGGCAUGGAAGUUGAGAGUGCUCCAGAAAUGAAACAAACUGUAGCUGUGAUCCAAGGAGUGACAGCUGUAGUUACUGCUUCCAUACCCGUAGUGGAUGAAACUGUGAACUACAAAGCUCUUCUAGAAUGUGCCUUUAUAUUAAAUGGUAUUGUUCCUGCAUUACCUGAAUCUGAAAAUAUUCUACGGAGUGCCAUCCAGCGUGUAUGUGAAAUGUGGUGGGAGAAAGGACUGGAAGGAAAGGAGCAGCUCGGGAAAACAGUAUUUAUUUUACUGCUGAGAAAAAGUCUGAGUAAAGCUGCUACGGGCGUAGACAUCGUUUGUCUGUGGAAACUACAUCAGACCUUACUUUGUUUUGAUUAUGAUUCAGAGGACAGUAAUGAAAUCAAAGACCUGUUACUUCAGUGUUUUAUGAGCGUAAAGCACAUCAAAAAAGAAGAGGGAAGAAGAAUUUUGAGCUUUUUCUUCAGCUGGAAUGUCAACUUCAUUAAAAUGAUACAUGGAACUGUUAAGAACCAAUUACAGUUUUUUCCAAGAUCCUUGAUGGAAUACAUUUCAGAAAUUUACUUCAGAGCAUGGAAGAAGGUGUCAGGAGAAGCUUUAGAGAUACUUGAACACAGUUGUAUUCAGGAUUUCAUGCACCAUGGAAUUCAUCUUCCCAGAAGUUCUUCUGUUUAUUCUAAAGUUAGAGAGAUGCUGAGUUAUUUUCACAAACAAAGUAAAGUUCGUCAAGGAGUUGAAGAAAUGCUCUAUCGGUUGUAUAAACCCAUCCUUUGGAGAGCACUAAAGGCAAGAAACUCAGAAGUUCGAUCAAAUGCAGCAUUUUUGUUUAUUGAUGCUUUUCCUAUUCGUGAUCCUAGUUUUAACACUGAAGAAAUGGAUGCUGAAAUUCAGAAACAGUUUGAAGAACUUUUUAGCCUCUUGGAAGAUCCUCAUCCAGUUGUCCGCUCCACAGGGAUACUUGGAGUUAGUCAGAUAACAUCCAAAUACUGGGAGAUGAUUCCUCCAACAGUUAUUGCUGAUCUUUUAAAAAAGCUAAUUGAAGAGCUGGCGUGUGAUGUAACAUCUGCUGAUGUUCGUUGCUCUGUUUUUAAAUGUCUACCGAUAACUUUGGACAACAAAUUAAGUCAUCCAUUACUGGAGCAGCUCCUGCCAACGGUUAAACACAGCCUUCAUGACAAUUCAGAGAAAGUGCGAGUGGCUUUUGUAGAUAUGCUGCUGAAAAUAAAAGCUACGAAGGCAGCAAAGUUCUGGAAGAUCUGUCCCAUGGAGCACCUUCUGGCUCGCCUGGAGGUUGAUUCGCGGCCCGUGUCGCGGCGCAUUGUCAAUCUCUUAUUCAACUCCUUCCUACCCGUGAACCAGCCUGAGGAUGUGUGGUGUGAGCGCUGUGUUACUUUGAUCCAGAUGAAUUCAGCAGCAGCUAGAAAGUUCUAUCAGUAUGCUUAUGAGUAUACUGCUCCCACCAAUAUAGCUAAAUUGAUGCUAACUAUUCGACGCUGCUUGAAUGCCUGCAUCCAGAAAGCAGUGAAAGAGAGUUUUGAUGAUGAUGGUGAAGAUGAAGGUGAAAAGGAGAACCUAAGUGUGUUGAAUGAUGUGUUAUCAAUAAAUGACGUGGCCAGCAUGGCGAGUUUAUUGGAGAUUACAGUGAUUCUCUGGAGAAGUAUUCACAAAGCAUUGGAUCACAAUGAAGACGCCAAAGAUUACACCAUCAGAAAAUUUGCUUCUGUACUUCCUGAGUAUUUAAAAGUAUUUAAGGAUGACCGUUGCAUAACUCCAUUGGUUAUUCUGGCAUCCUUUAUGCCCCCUGCUGCUAUUCCUACUUUCAGCUGCGGUGUGAUCUCCAAACUCAGAAACAUUGACAGUGGAGCUGACCAAAGCAAAUACUCUACCCUGAUAGACUGUAUGUGUCGCUGGGGUCAAGUGGGUCAUGUGUUGGAACUGGCCUGUGACUGGCUGUCAGACAUGCUAACCCCACGAAAGAAUGUUAAAACAUCGGAACGGCGAGUACGUAUCCAUGUGACACAGGAAUCGAAGCCAGAAUUAGCACUUGAUUACAUUGAAUAUUUAUUGACUCAUCCUGUUAAUCGUGGUUGCCUACUCUCUGUUCCUAAGAAGAAACUGAACCAUCUUCUGAAAGUUCUCAGUGCUGCUAAGGAAAUUCUUGGCUCAGUUCUGAAAACAGCUGAUACAAAUCGUGGUAGCUGCAAUCAAGGAACUGGCUUAAGAGCCUUCAGCCUGUGUUGCAGGUUGAGUAUUCAUCUUCAGAACAAGUUUUCUGAAGAAGGAAAAGAUUAUCUGUCACAUCUGCAGGAGACAGGGGCUUGGGUAGAAAGUCACGUUUUACCUUUUAUACUAGCAACUGAACAAGAGGAUGGAAUUUCAAAACAGAGUAAUGUUCCUGAAUUAAUUAUCCAGGCCUAUCUGUCAGUCUGCAAAGAUGUCAUAAUGGUUGGUCUCGGAAAUGCCAAGUUUCAACUGUACUUCUUAGAUGUGGCACUGUCAGUUAUGCAAACAGCCAGGGGUGCCUUUUGUGCGCCAUUGCUGUUGUGUGCGCUAAAAGAAAUUACUGAAGCUUCUCUGACGCAGAGCACUGAGGUGGAUGAAGUAGCCAACGUCCUCCAUGCUGUACAGAGCAUCUUCCAGAAGGUUUUAGAAUGUGUUGCAAGCAGAAUCAAGGAACAGCAUGGAGAAGGGAUUCAGUUGAUUCAGUCUGUCCAAACACCUCUUGGAGAUUUCUUACAUGCAGUCCAAUGCUGGCAUUCACUUUGCCCAGCAGUUCACCAGAGUGUGUUCUCCACUCUCCUGGCUGCAGUACUGGCAGAGAUCAAGUAUGCGCUACAGGAGGCUUCCAGUGAAAAAGCUUUCACUAUACCAAGGACAGUUUCAGACCUUCCGCCUCUUUCAAGCAGCUUAAUGGCAAUAAUUAUGAAGUCUGUUAAUGUGGUCAGGUCAUUUUUAAAUGAAUUACUGGAAUGCAUUCUAUCUGAAGAAAUUGAAGGGAUUUUUAGUCUUACAUCUGUGGUCUGCACUGUGAUUGUAAUUAAAGGUAAGCACAAAACAUCACUUGUAAAAGAUGUUGCAUCUGUCAUUCAGAGAAAACUUACAACCUACAAGGAAGCUGCCACAGAAGAAUCUAGCAGUACUGAAAGAAUUCUGUAUGAAUCAUCUCAGAAAAUUUUGGAUGAACUCCUGAAUCCUUGACCACAUGGAAGCUUUUGUCAUAAAAUCUGAAAGGAGAUGUAUUGUUUAAAAGAAAGUAUUAUAUUGUAUAUUUAUUAAUAGCUAAGAUUUAUUUUCUGCUAUUCUGUACAGUUAAAGCAGGCAAAAAGUAUUGAAGUGUAUAUAGAAAUCAUCUAGUAUUAAAGAUUGCCAAAGACUUUUAA
Meleagris gallopavo (turkey) is the source of this 3808-nucleotide messenger RNA. It is a transcript of the gene NCAPG2, whose product is annotated as non-SMC condensin II complex subunit G2. NCBI's taxonomy places the organism in Eukaryota, Metazoa, Chordata, Aves, Galliformes, Phasianidae. Gene Ontology annotation, biological process: mitotic sister chromatid segregation. The record is from RefSeq and is a predicted model, not a curated record. Gene Ontology annotation, cellular component: condensin complex; nucleus.